AUGGAUAUCCAACGCCAGUUUCCCGGUGUCCACUGGAUCUGGAGCGGAGGCAUAUCUUUUGUGUAUGAGGUCCACCCUCGCAUCGUGGUCAAAAUCCCGAAGUCCGGGGGUUUUGAGAGAGAGCAAUUCCACAAAGAGCUGCAGAUAUAUCAAAUCUUCUCGGAGAAUCCGCCCUGUCCCUCGAUUGUGCAGUGUUUUUACUUUUCCAACAGUGGUAUCUUCCUCGAGUACAUGAGAGACAUGUCACUGUCUUCACGAAUCCAGAAGAAUCACACUCGAGACCAGCAAGCGAUGGUGGUGACCACGGUC
Molecule: messenger RNA, 309 nt
Organism: Aspergillus aculeatinus CBS 121060
Lineage: Eukaryota; Fungi; Ascomycota; Eurotiomycetes; Eurotiales; Aspergillaceae
Exons: 2
Source: RefSeq, a predicted model, not a curated record